UGUUAUUAUACAGCCCUGAGUUUGUUGUUAGAAACCUAACCCAUAUUUUUUGUCGACUGCGACGAAAUGUACUAAUAUUGCUUCAGUGAAAAACGAUAUGACAAAGUGCGAAUUGAAUCAGAUAUUCUUGGGCGAAGUCGCGUCCGUUCAAAAUUAUGGAGCUUUUAUCAGAAUCCCGGGUACCUCGCAACAAGGCUUAAUACAUCGAUCACAGGUAAGCGCGACUCAUGUCGAGGAUGUUGCAGACGUUUUGCAAAAGGGCGAACGCAUCUGGUGUAAAGUGAUCUCUGUGGCGGAGGAUGGCAAGAUAGGACUGUCAAUGAAGUAUGUGAAUCAAGGAAAUGGUCUGGAUUUAGAUCCCAAUGGCGUGGAGUUACAACGGGAUCUACAGCGACGAAAAACUCCAGGAACGACUCAGCGUAAAGCCAUACAGCUGGAGGCAGUGCUAAAUACAACAUGUUCGAAGUGUGGGACUAGAGGACACUUGUCCAAGGAUUGUUUCAUGUCUCCUGAUGGAAAGAAAUACGAAUUGAUUCCGGAGAUUGAGGAGGAGAGUAUUCCUGUAGACCCUGUCAAGGAGAAGGUGGAAAAGAAGGAAGAAAAGAAGCACAAAUUGAAAAAGAAGAAGAAAAAAUCGAAGAAGAGCAAACAUUCUACCAAUGACAGUGACCAGGAAGAUAAAGAGAGAAGUAAGAAGAAGAUAAAAAAAUCUUCCAAGGAACGCAAGAAGCACAGGAAGAAACAUAGCAGCAGCUCGAGUGAGUCCUCCGAUAGUUCGUCAUCCAGCCACGACGUAAAAGCCCAUAAGCGAAAACACUCCGAAGAUUAUGAAACUCGUACAAGAAAAUGCAAACAUUCUAAAACCAAGCAUCCAAAUUAAUUGACGUCAGCUAAAAAUGCUUUUUUCAUAAAUGCAGCUUGAUUUUAAUGUUUUACAUGCAUGCAACUUCUGACUUACACAACAUGUGAUCAAUCUACAAGCAUUUCAAUCAUUAUUGAUAUUCAACUAAUAAAUGGUCAAUUGUAAAAAUUAAAA
This is a messenger RNA of Nylanderia fulva, 1036 nucleotides long. Its product is annotated as zinc finger CCHC domain-containing protein 17. The record is from RefSeq and is a predicted model, not a curated record. Lineage: Eukaryota; Metazoa; Arthropoda; Insecta; Hymenoptera; Formicidae. Gene Ontology annotation, biological process: RNA stabilization. Gene Ontology annotation, molecular function: zinc ion binding; RNA binding.